CAGCCAGCUCAGCUCCCAUGCGCUGCAGCAGAAGUUUCUGCCCCUUCCCAUGGGACAUGGGGUUUCUCCCGCGCUGUUCCUGCCUGCUUAGGGUGGUUCCCACCGGCAUGACUCCGGCUAGGGGGAUCCACCAUCUCCCCUCUGCACCCCUGCAAGGUGCCUCAUCGCUCCCGUUCUCCAGGCAAACUCCCGGCCAUCCCGGCCAGCCAUUGCGCAUCUGCAUCCUGAGUCUCAGAAAGCACGAUGUGCUUUUUCCAGUGACUCAUUCUCUGAGCUUUUCAUUUCCUCUUUGUUUUUUUUUUCUUUUUAAAGGCACAACCUCAGCCGUGCACACAGCAGAAGCCAAGCGCCUGCUUUUUGCCCCACCCAAGCUCACGGCCUGAGAACAACCUCCUCCCUCUUCCCAAAAGCCGACAGCGGAGGGCAUGUUUCAAACUGAAUAAGGAAGCCUUUCAAACUAUUAAGGCUGUUUUCGAAAGCUUCCACUUCCAUCAGACCAGCCUCGGCUGCAUCCCGACUCCAGCACAGCCAGCCCUGUGUGCUGCUGGAAACCCCCCUGCGACCAGAGCCUGAGCGAAAAACACAGGAAGGGCUGAGAAGGCUCCACAACUGGUUUCAUCAACUUUUUCAAGUUUGGGAGAUCAUCAAGAGUUUGCCAGUGACGCUGACAAGAAUUACCUCUGCAGGAGGUGACUAAAACCAAAGAGAAGGAAAGAGGACAAACAUGCCAUUGAGAGGGACAGAAAGAGAUGUCCCACCUGUCAUCUUUGCUGUAGUGAAGCUUUUGGAGGGCUUAGUGGAAAACUAAAAUGGCUGAGGUUUCACAUAUUGCUUAGGCAAAGUCCCUUUUCAGCCCCUUUUGAAAUAACCCUGGUAUCAGCAACCAGCUCCAGAGACUGGGACACCAGGUGGGAGGAAGGGACAUCAGUGAAGGUGUCUUGCUCCUGGAACAGCUCCUUGCACACCAGCUAGCACCAGGCCAUUUCACCCCCCAGUGGAGUGUUCCUCAGUGCUGGGGGCUGAGCCAGCACGGCCCCCCACUGCAGCACACGGACGAGAUGGCCGCCCUCGUCGCUGAGAACUUCCGCUUCCUCUCCUUGUUCUUCAAGAGCAAAGAUGUGAUGAUCUUCAAUGGUUUGGUGGCCCUGGGGACAGUGGGGAGUGAGGAGCUCUUCUCAGUUGUUGCCUUCAAUUGCCCCUGCUCCCCUGCCCGCAACUACAUCUAUGGGCUGGCGGCCAUCGGUGUCCCGGCCCUGGCCCUCUUCCUCAUUGGUGUCAUCUGGAACAACCACACUUGGAACCUGGUGGCUGAGUGCCACAAGCGUGGCACCAAAAAUUUCUCUGCUGCUGCCACCUUCCUCCUCUUCGGCUCCAUAAUGGGCCGGGCAUCCGUGGCACCCAUCACUUGGUCGGUCAUCUCGCUGCUGCGUGGGGAAGCUUACAUCUGUGCCCUCAGCGAGUUUGUCAAGCCAUCCUCCCUGGACAAGUUUCCAUCUGAGUAUGGGGCCGAGGUGCUGGCCAAGUUCCCCUGUAGAGACGUCCCAGCAAACCUCACCAAGUUCAGGGACGAGGUGACACGGAGGCUGAGAUACGAGUCCCAGCUCUUUGGCUGGCUGCUCAUCGGCAUUGUUGCGGUCCUGGUUUUCCUCACCAAGUGCCUGAAGCACUGCUGCUCGCCGCUGAGCUACCGGCAGGAGGCCUACUGGGCCCAGUACCGCUCCAACGAGGACAAGCUCUUCCGACGCACGGCCGAGGUCCACUCCAGGAUCCUGGCAGCCAAGAACGUGAAACAGUUCUUUGGCUUUGUGGCACUGGACAAAGAGGAGAAGGAGCUGGUGCAGGAGUUCCCAGUGGAGGGUGUCCAGCCGAGCCCCCAGUGGAAUGCCAUCACAGGCGUCUACAUCUACCGGGAGAACAAGGGCUUCCCCCUCUACAGCCGCCUCCACAAAUGGGCCAAAGGGGUGGAAGGGAACGGGCCAACCCCAGAAGGCCACGAACUGCUGUUUUUGGCUUCCUAAGACAGAUGUGCACCAGCAGCACUUCCCCAGACUGCCUGGCAGGCCUUCCAGUAUAGGUGCACUGGGAACAUUCCUCCCAGCAGGAUUACUUCUCUCAGCAGGUAAACAGGAAUCAAUAGCCACAAGGCAGAGAUUAAUAAGCAAUACCCCGAGCUGGGGAACCCCUCCCUCAGAGACAACAAUCUCACUGCUGUUCCCAGAGACACAGGGGAGCAAAGAGCAGAUGCAGCCCUUACCUCCAGGCUGCCCGUGCAGCCCACUGCCUGAUGCACCAGCAGAAGCCUUGGGGAGCAAGAGAUGGGCACAAUGUUUCUCACUGUGAUUCCUGCAGUCCCACUUGUCACCCACACAGCAGGGUUAGCCCCAGCCACCCUAUACACCUACUUGUUUUAUUGACAUUAAUAUCUUACACACUUGUGUGAUGCCUGUUACACAGGCAGGUCCCAGAGCACUUUACAGACUUUACAGUGCAGGGAAAAGAUGGAAGCAGGGGGUAAAUUCCUGGGGCAAGGAGGAUGCAAUAGCAUCUGGGAAGGAAUGGGUGAGUAACAUAGCCACACACCAAAAAACUGAAGAGACUAAAGCAAGAGGAAUCACAAUAUUCCUGGUAUUCAGAAAGGCACUCUGUAAUUACCAAGUCGAAAUUUGGGUAGGACAGCAAACUCCCUUUGUUCUUACUAAAGUGCCUGGCAAUCUCUAAUGAACCCAAAUGGUCACCACCAUGAGUUUAUAAACCCAGAGGAGGCACCAUCAGCAGAACAGUUUUGAGGCAAGGUAGCGAGGUGGAGACUGAGAGGAAUCAGUACCCACAGUGAGCCACACCACUGUCUGCAGCUCAUUGAAUUUCUCAUUCAGCCAUUGGAUAAGAGUCCUUUGUUUGGGUUGCAAGCUGCAGGAAGACCUCAACCAGAAUUAGCUUUCCAUAUAUGUAUAUAUAAACACACAUAUAGUGUAUGUACAAUGUAACCAUAGUUAGUCAGUUGCAUUAAUGGAGCAUCUUUCUCUGAGGGGAAGGGAAUGACAAAGCUGCCAGCCCAAAGAGCACAUUACAUUCACCCAUCUGCUGCACUGGGACUGCAGCCCUGGAGCAACAAGGGACAGCACGAACAGGAUGGGGGAGCAGCCCUCUCCCUACCCAUCUACCACUGAAUUUUCUAAAACUCUUUCCACUGCCUUAAUUGGCCCCUGGAGCAGAAGGUCUCUUUUAUGGACUUGGCCAUACUCUGGGAAAGCAAAACCAGAAAGGUGUAAAAUUACUACCCUCACCAUGACACCGUGUGACUACGGCUUCACGGCUGCUCCUCUGGCAUUGCUCAGUCCUUUUCUCCCAGGGGUCACUCCUGUGUACCCAACACUGUUUAAAGAGCUGCCACGACAGAGAAGUUUGUUUUUUCUACUUGAACUGUUUUGUUACAGGUACAACUUCCUUCCACACUGUGCCAUUUACCAAAAAGCCUUAAGUUGUUCAAAAAACAGCUCAAACCCACAGAACUCAGAGGGGCUUGCACACAAGGAGAUUUGAAAUAAAUUAUUAAAUGAGAGUUA
Corvus hawaiiensis (hawaiian crow) is the source of this 3563-nucleotide messenger RNA. It is a transcript of the gene CALHM2, whose product is annotated as calcium homeostasis modulator family member 2. The transcript has 3 exons. Gene Ontology annotation, molecular function: monoatomic cation channel activity. Bases 1059 to 2018 code for a protein of 319 amino acids. The record is from RefSeq and is a predicted model, not a curated record. NCBI's taxonomy places the organism in Eukaryota, Metazoa, Chordata, Aves, Passeriformes, Corvidae.